This is a messenger RNA of Carya illinoinensis, 2226 nucleotides long. RefSeq lists its product as uncharacterized. NCBI's taxonomy places the organism in Eukaryota, Viridiplantae, Streptophyta, Magnoliopsida, Fagales, Juglandaceae. Gene Ontology annotation, molecular function: lipid binding. Bases 571 to 1860 code for a protein of 429 amino acids. The record is from RefSeq and is a predicted model, not a curated record. The transcript has 6 exons.
UUUUAAAUUCAUUUCCUCGAGCAUUUGUUGCGCAUCAAAGAUAACUCUUACCCCUCUAAACAUAGCGCGCGCGCACAAACAAACAGCAGCAAUUUGCCCAAAAGCCAAAAACAUCUCUAAAGAGCCUGAAAAUACCAAAAUUUCGGGCCUACGGUAAUCCCAACACAACGUCUCUCCACCGCUUAUCUCGAAAUCCUUAUCCGUAGCUUCUGAAAAUACUUUGUCUUCUUCGCUGGCUGCUGCAAGAACUCGUAUCUAAAUCUCAUCAUUCAGUCUUCACCAAGCUUCUUUCUCUGUUUAUUUAUUUUUCUUUUCUUUAAAUUUAUAUUUCGACUGAAUUUAUUGAGGCUGGUUCUGGGGGUUUAUCUUUUAUCUUAUUCCCUCUCCCUCUCCCUCUCCCUCCCUUGAAACCCUCGAAUGAUCGCUGUGCUUUGACUUUCACCAAUCCGAUUGAAUCGAGAGUUCUUUCAAAUAUUGUUUCUAUUUUUUUUUAUUUUUUAUUUUUUUCUGGGUCUUCGUUGAGUAUUUAAUUCGGGCGUCCCCUCGUCUCAUUGUCGGGUUUCUUUGGUUAUGGCCUUGCUUUCGGCUUUAUUGGAGAUUUUGCGGAGACCCACAAUGGUGGGUAUGCUAAGCGAGCUCAUGAUGUUCAUAACGCCUCUGUGGAUGGCGGUUAUUGUUGGGGUUUUGGUUGGAUGGGCAUGGAAGCCCAGAUGGGCCAAGAAUCUGGGCAAUUGCUACGUGUCCAAGGACGCUUUGCCAGCGUCACCGGCCUCAUCGAUGACCACGUGUUUCGCUUCCAUUCCAAUCUUGAAGUUGAACACCUUGAAGUUUCAGCUGCCCAGCUGCGUUUCUUGGACUGCCGAUGAUAAGGAGAGUCUCUCUUUGCCACCCGCUGCCACCAAAUCUGAUUCCAGUUUGUCACAGCACGAUGCUGAAAAAUCGGCUUGGGUGACGGAAGAGGAUUUAGAGCACAUAUGCCGGCUAGUUGAGGAAAGUGAUGGUGGCCCUGCUUGGAUUCAGAUGAUGGACCGUUCUACCCCUAGUAUGAGCUAUCAAGCUUGGCGUAGAGACCCUGAGACUGGCCCUCCACAAUAUCGGAGUAGGACCUUGUUUGAGGAUGCUACUCCUGAGUUGGUGAGGGAAUUCUUUUGGGAUGACGAGUUUCGAGUAAAGUGGGAUGACAUGCUUAUACAUGCUACAACCUUGGAAGAGUGUCCCACUACAGGAAACAUGCUGGUGCAGUGGGUGCGAAAGUUCCCCUUCUUUUGUAGUGAUAGAGAGUAUAUAAUAGGCCGUCGAAUCUGGCAAUCUGGACGAUCUUACUACUGUGUAACAAAGGGAGUACCCAGCUCCUUGGUGCCAAGGCGCAACAAACCUAGACGUGUUGAUUUGUACUAUUCAAGUUGGUGCAUUCGUGCAGUUGAAUCGAAGAGAGAUGGCCAGUUGACUGCAUGUGAGGUGUUGCUAUUUCAUCAUGAAGAUAUGGGUAUACCAUGGGAGAUUGCAAAGCUUGGGGUUCGUCAAGGCAUGUGGGGUGCUGUAAAGAAGAUUGACCCCGGUUUACGCGCAUAUCAAAAGCAGAGAGCAUCUGGAGCCCCACUAUCACGUUGUGCUUUCAUGGCCCAGAUCAACACCAAGGUCAGUGCAGACUACGUGAGAUCAUUGGAAAACAACAGCAGUGAUUCGUCUGAGGUUGAAAAGCAAGACUCAUCUGGGAACCAAAAGGAGAAAAACAUACCCAAGCUUCUAAUUGUUGGUGGAGCAAUCCUCCUUGCCUGUAGCCUUGACCGGGGGCUCUUGACUAAGGCAGUUAUAUUUGGAGUAGCCAGAAGGUUUGGGAGAAUUGGAAGGAGGUUGUGAUUGAGAAUGCUUUUCGCGUCAUUCGAGAGAUACCGGCCACUUCUUUGUUGCAGUGAAGUGAGAAACUGCUCAAUGAUGGAUCUCCUACUUGCCCCCUUUUUAGAGGAUAGAAAACAUAAUUCUUUUCCUAUUGUUUGAGCUAUAGAGCAGCUUUAGAUUGGAGAAGAGAAGACCGCUCGUAGAUGUAGUCGUCAUAGUUGGAGAUGUCAUUAAGGAUCUCAUGCUCCAGAAAUAACAAGAAUAUUCAAGUUCUUUCAUAUUCAUGUCCUCGGUCUUUUUCAUAUUUCCUACGUGGCUUCAUCCUUGUGCAUUAUGACUAAAAGAAACAAACAACAGAAUAUGAAUACAUUGAUAAUUUUCAGAGCA